AUGUCCAACCCAUAUAUCUAUAAUAACUACCAGCAAACGUACUCGCCAUCUUUGCAACAGGUGCAAACAAACAGUGGUGGCGGUGGUAACAACACCAGCAGCCCAACGUUUCAUAAUUUGAACUAUAUUCAUCAUCAACAUCAUCCCCAUUUAAAUGGGAUUAGUAUUCCAGAGAAUGCCAAUUUGAAUUCAAAUUCAAACUCUGCAUCUUCGACCACGUCGUCGGUAGGCUCGUCGUAUUCGAACUCCACCAAUGCCACCAAUUAUUCUUUUUCAAAUCCAAGAUUGAGAUAUUAUUUAUCGAAAUCAUUUGAUAUAGAAGAUGACUUGGAGUUUUGUCCAGAUAUUCCAGAUCAUUAUAGCCAAUCCAGUCCUCCACUUAAGAAAUUCAACCCUUACACUGCUAGUGUAUUCAGUCCACAACAAAGUUCUGCCGAAUCCCAAACAAUCAAUCUCAGUCCAGUUACCCAAAAUACCGCUACCGUUGGCAGUAACUCUCCAAGAGCCCAUACUUCAAGAAUUAAAAAACCUUUGGAAAUCAUCAACCCUCAAACUAAAAUGAGAGUUGGUUCUCCUGCUAUUCAUAAUAAAUAA
Molecule: messenger RNA, 594 nt
Organism: Hyphopichia burtonii NRRL Y-1933
Lineage: Eukaryota; Fungi; Ascomycota; Pichiomycetes; Serinales; Debaryomycetaceae
Exons: 1
Coding region: 1-594 (197 amino acids)
Source: RefSeq, a predicted model, not a curated record